Poecilia reticulata (guppy) is the source of this 2014-nucleotide messenger RNA. Lineage: Eukaryota; Metazoa; Chordata; Actinopteri; Cyprinodontiformes; Poeciliidae. The record is from RefSeq and is a predicted model, not a curated record.
ACAGAAACAGUCAUGGCACUGCUUCUGCCUGUCCUCCUCAGCUGCUUGGUUGCUCUGCUUGGAGGGCUGUACCUUCUCGGAGUUUUCCGAAAGAGGCGCCCAGGAGAACCCCCUCUUGACAAAGGUCUCAUUCCUUGGCUGGGCCAUGUCUUGGAGUUUCGCAGAGACAGUUUUAAGUUUCUGGAGAGAAUGAAGAAAAAGCAUGGUGAUGUUUUUACGGUGCAGCUCGGAGGAUAUUACUUUACAUUUCUGCAGGACCCCCUCUCCUUUGGGGCUUUUGUUAAGGAGAGUCGAGAGAAGCUGGACUUUAAUAGUUUCGCCGAGCAGCUUGUUAACAGGGUUUUUGGCUACAAAGCUGUCCAGAAUGAUCACCAUGUCCUGCAGAAUGCCAGCAAUAAGCACUUGAAGGGGGAAGGGCUGGAAGUAAUGACACAAGCCAUGAUGAGUAACUUGCAAAACCUUAUGUUGCACAGCGUGGGUUCAGGCACAGGUCAGAACCCCUGGAAGGAAGAUGGACUGUUCAUCUACAGCUACAACAUUGUUUUCCGAGCCGGCUAUUUGGCUUUAUUUGGAAAUGUGCCACACAAGACUGAMGGAGGUGAGGAGAAAGCCAAAGAGAAGGACAGAACUCAUUCAGAAGCUCUGUUUUAUGAAUUUCGUAAAUACGACCAGCUCUUCCCCAACUUGGCAUAUGGAGUCCUUCCACCAAAGCAGAAGUGGGAAGCUGACAGGCUGCAGUCCUACUUCUGGGAUGCUGUCUCUGUGCAGAACAUGAAGGCCAAGGACAACAUCAGUCGCUGGGUGUGGGACAUGCAGCAGUCCAAAGAAGAGGUGGGCAUGAACGAGUCAAUGAUCAACAGGUACAUGUUUGUGCUUCUCUGGGCCUCUCAGGGCAACACUGGACCCUCUUCGUUCUGGCUUCUCCUCUUCCUCCUGAAACACCCCGAGGCCAUGAAAGCAGUGAGGGAAGAGGUUGAUAAAGUUUUGAAGGAGACGGGGCAGGAAGUCAAACGCGGUGGCCCCUUGGUAGACCUGACCCGUGAAAUGCUCAUGAAAACGCCAGUGCUAGACAGCGCAGUGGAAGAGACCCUGCGGCUCACUGCUGCACCCCUCCUUACCAGGGCUGUGCUUCAAGACAUGACUCUCAAGAUGGCCGACGGGYGUGAAUACUUCAUCCGCAAAGGUGACAGGAUGUCAAUCUUUCCUUACAGCGCGGUCCACCUUGACCCACAGAUCCAUCCUGACCCGCAUGCAUUCAAAUACAAUCGCUUUCUGAACCCAGACGGCAGCAAGAAAACUGACUUUUUCAAAGAUGGGAAGAAAGUGAAGUACUACAACAUGCCCUGGGGGGCGGGAGUCUCCAUGUGUCCUGGGCGAUUCUUUGCCACCAAUGAGCUGAAACAGUUUGUGUUCCUCAUGUUGGUGUAUUUUGAGUUUGAGCUGAAGAACCCUGAUGAGGAAAUUCCUGAAAUUGACUUCAGACGUUGGGGCUUCGGAUCGAUGCAGCCCAUCAGAGAUGUUCAGUUUAGAUACAGACUCAGGUUUUAAAGACAUCUUACAAAACAUGCUAUAGUUAUUCUGUGAGUAUUAUUCUGUGACUAUUGAUUGAUUAAAUAGCCUUACACUAAUCGCAUGGGCAUCUUGUAAAAGCUAAACAAGAAUAAUGAAAAUAUAUUGUGUAUUGCUGUAAUACCAAUUCCGUAAAUGUUAUCAAGAAUAUUUUUUUCUGUAUGUUUCAAUAUCUUYUUACAUGCCAUUUUCUUUUUUCGCCAGAAACGCCAGAAAAUAGAAAUUUAUUCUAUUAACACAUUUUGUAGACCUCUUUUCUAUUCAGAAUAAGAUGUCAGAAUUAAACAAGUUAAUCAGCAUUCAACAGUGUUGGAGUUGGUUUACCAUUAACACUUUAUUUAAAAAAGAACUCUUGCUUUAAGAAUGUUUUCUUCUUCUAAAUUAUUUUUUUAAGUAUCAUUUCCUGGGCUAAGAUGUAAUUAUCCCACUCCAGUAAACUGUUUUU